This is a messenger RNA of Drosophila suzukii, 3766 nucleotides long. It is a transcript of the gene Bub1, whose product is annotated as Bub1 kinase. Gene Ontology annotation, biological process: mitotic spindle assembly checkpoint signaling; protein phosphorylation; meiotic sister chromatid cohesion, centromeric. The record is from RefSeq and is a predicted model, not a curated record. Lineage: Eukaryota; Metazoa; Arthropoda; Insecta; Diptera; Drosophilidae. Gene Ontology annotation, cellular component: nucleus. Gene Ontology annotation, molecular function: protein kinase activity; ATP binding.
GAUAGUUCUAUCGAUUGUUUUGCAGCACUAAUAAAUUCCAUUUGCAAGCUAAAAAGAGGAAAAAUAUCAAAAAAAGAAAAAUAAAAUAGCAAAGCAGCCAGUGAGUGGAAAACUCAACCGAAAAUCAUGUGCCAGCGGUGCCAGCCGAAGACGACGCCGAGGGAUUAACUGAGUUGGUGCAGCCAAAUCCAGUCCAAUCGGCACGGGGCACUGCACUCCGAAAUCCGAGACUUCCGAGUGGCCAGAAGAUACCGAAGAGGUUCUCUCGCCUCCAUUUGUUUGCAUCACGGCACGGCGGGAUCAGGAUCGGGAUUCCCGACCGGCUGACAUGGCCAUGCACUCGUACAUGCGCCAGGGAUCGGGAUCAGGAGCAGCAGGAGGUGCUGGCGCAGGAGCAGGAGUCGUAGCAGCUGGAGCACCGCCGCUGGCCAGUCCGGAUGAGAUGCACGGCUUCCUGAAGGACAAGCAGGCGUGGGAGCACGCCAUCUCCCUGUACCAGGGCCCGGAUCCCCUCGAUCACUGGUACAACUACAUCUGCUGGUACGAGAACCAUGCGCACAGCGAUCCGGAGCUGAAGUUCCGCGAGACUCUGGAACGCUGUCUGACGGUGUACGAGCACAACGACUACUAUCGCCAGGAUGCCCGCUUGGUGCGGCUGUGGCUCAAGUACAUAGCCAUGCAGACGGAUCCGCUGCACUUCUACCAGGUGCUCUUUCAGCGCGGAACGGGUCGCCAGGUGGCCGCCUUCUACAUUGGAUGGGCCGCCUACUAUGAGUCGCGCGAGGAGUUCAAGGACGCGGAGGCGGUCUUUAACUUGGCCUUCCAGGAGAAGGCGCAGAGCAACUCGGAGCUGCAACAUGCCCACACCAAGUUCACCUACGCCAGGUCGCUGUUCCAUCAACGACAACAGCAGCAGCAGCAGCAGCAACAACAACAACAGCAGCAGCCACAUCCCCCGCCGGACGCACUGCAGCAACUAACAAACUAUGCACAGCAGACAAUGCCGCAGAGCUAUCCACCACAACAACAACCACAGCAACACCGUCCCCAGCCAUAUCAGCAGAACGUCUAUCAGCAAUAUCAUCCGCAGGCACAGCCGCAGCAGCAUCAGGCCGCACAGCCUCAUCAGCCAGCGACGCAGGCACAUCAGGCGCCAGAACAACAGCAUGGCUAUCAGGCACAGUACCAGGAGCAGCCACGCUAUGAGCCACAACCUGCAACUCAGCCCGCAGCAGCAAUACCAGCAGUCAAUGUCCAGCAACAGCCGCAAUAUGCUCCAGUGGCAGAGCCCCACUAUGCACCAACACAGCAGCAGCAGCUGCCGCAGCCGCAACUGUCUGCAGCACCGCAGCAACAAGCGCAGCAGUCCCAGCAGCAACACAAUGGCAAUGGCAAUCCAGUGUCCCAACCAAAUCCUCCCGUGACAAGCGAAGUGGCUGGCCUGCGUUUGCCGCGCAAUUUUCACGCUUACGGGCGCAACAAUCAUGAGACCUGGAAGCCUGCUCUCACGCUCGAAGAGCCCGAUGAUCCCUCGCGAGUGUGCCACUAUGCCAAGCAAUUGGUUUAUCCACCAGGCGCUGGCAUCGAGUACAGUCCCGAGGAAAUACUAGCCCGCAAGUUUAAACAGCUGAUGGAACAGAAGGCCAAGCCAGCUGAGCCGGCAGAACAGCCGCAGGAGCAAACUCUUUAUGAUUCCUACGAGUCGCAGACAUCCUACUACAUGACUGCCGUCGACGGAGCUCUAUACGGGCAGAACAACAGCAGUGGUCAGGAGAACACGGGUGAUGAGGAUGAGGACAACGAGGCGGAAGGUGAAGAUGAGGAGGAAGUAGGCGGAGCCAAUGAGGAUGAUGAAUCUGAUGAGGAGGAGGAAGACGAGGAGGAGGAGGAGGAGCCUAGCGAACCCUACACAAAUGGCGUGCAGUUCAGUGCGCAAACCACUUUUGAGCAGGAGAACCGCUCAAUCAAGAUUAAGUUCAGGAAGGAGCCCAGCAGCACCUACAGUGCCUAUACCAUAGAGAAUGUUUACCAGCAGCAGCAGCAGCAACAACAACAGCAGCAGCACACGCAACAGCCACCACAACAUCAGAUAGUACAGCAGCCACCGCAAAUAGUCCAUCAUCCUCCGCCGGAGCCUGCGCCUGCUUCUCCGAUUCCUGUCCAGCGUCACCGCAACGGUGGCCACCACCACUUCCAUCCCUACAUGCUGGGCCAGACCUCGACGCCCAAGAGCGAGGCGAAUGGCUAUCGGAAGGCACGCACCAAAGUCAAGCGCAGCAAGUUCCAGCCGGAUCUAUGCAGCAACAGUAACUCGGCCUCCUCGGCGGCUGAUGUGGCCACCGCCAGCUCGAGUAGUGUGGCUGCUGGAGCACCUGGUGCAUUCAACGACAAUGCAAACUUUUCAUUCUCCAGCGCCACCGCUUUGGAUAACUCAAAUAGUUCGCUGGCCCUGGCCGUGGAUAGACUCAACUUCCGCGACACUUCGCAGCAGCAGAUCCUCCAUCCGGUCAAUAAGACCCUACAAACGCACAACAACAAUAAUAACACCAGCAACAACAAUAAUGGCAAUAGCACACUAGCCGAUUUCUCUACGUUCCAAGAGAACUCGUACUUUGCCACCCAACACGAUACGGAGGCUCAGGAGCGGCGGCUUUCGAAGGCGGUGGAAACGAUUGCCCGUCAUUUGGCCAAGGAGGCCAUCGAUCCAUUCAACAGCGAACUCUGUCGCGCCUUCCUCGCCAAGCUGGACUUUCCGGGCGAUCAUGAUGCCCAUGCCAGCUACAAGAUUGUGCAAACGCCACUGCCAAAAAUAUCCAACACUCGCACGCUGAACGUCCUCGAAGGCGUGACCUUUAACAUUGACAAGGAGGUGGGCCGCGGAUCGUACGGCUCGGUUUAUAAGGCCACAGACUCCCGCACUGGCAAUGUGGUGGCCCUUAAGUAUCAGAAGCCCCCAAACACUUGGGAGAUUUAUAUAUGUGAUCAGGUGCUGAAACGCAUCAAGGAGCCGGAGGUGUUGCCCGGCCUGAUGGACAUUUCCACGGCGAUAAUCGCCCCAAAUGCUAGCCUAAUAGCCACCGAGUUCUCGCCGUUCGGCUCGCUGCUGGACAUCAACAACAAGAUCCGGCAGGCCACCACCAAGGUGAUGCACGAGUCGCUGGUGAUGCACUUUUCGGCGCAGAUCUGCAACAUCGUGGAUCACCUGCACCGUCAGCACAUAAUCCAUGCGGACAUCAAGCCCGACAACUUCCUGCUGAUGCGUGUGCCCAAUGUGGACAGUUCGCUGCCAUCGCUGCGACUGAUUGACUUCGGGUGUGCCAUCGACAUGACCCUGUUUCCAGACGCGGAGCGCACCAAGUUCCGUAAGGUGGUGCAAACGGAUGGCUUCACCUGCAUCGAGAUGCAGGAGGGACGCAGCUGGUCCUACGAGACAGAUCUCUUCUGCAUUGCGGCCACCGUGCAUGUGAUGCUCUUCGGUGACUAUAUGCAGCCGCAGAAGAAGGGCUCAAGCUGGGACAUUCGACAGAAGCUGCCGCGCUACCUCAAGAAGCAUGUAUGGACCAAGUUCUUUGGCGAACUGCUCAACAUGCAGGCGGACAAGCUGCCCGCGCUGCAGGAGAUGCGGCUGAUCUUCGAGGAGGAGGCAUAUCGUAUGGAUUCCGAGCUGCAGAAGCAAAUACGCGCCCUAUCCAACAUCCUGCAUCGACGAUAACCAACCUAUUCCUAUUACUUUUUAUUAAACUGUUUGUACAACCCUGUUGACCAA